Messenger RNA from Cotesia congregata, 492 nucleotides. The record is from the annotation of a GenBank genome assembly. NCBI's taxonomy places the organism in Eukaryota, Metazoa, Arthropoda, Insecta, Hymenoptera, Braconidae.
AUGGCGAUUAAAAUACUAAAGAGUUUUUGUGGUUGUUGUGAUUUAAAGUCCGGAGUACUUGUGCUCGGUGUUUUGGGUAUUUUAGGCAGCCUUGGAACUUUGUUCGUAGCACCUGUAAGCUACCGUGAAGCUUGCACCAGAGUAAAAAGCCUUGGAGAAACAGAGUGUGCUGCCGCCUACACGAGAAUGGGAGGAUUAGUUAUUUCUUCUGUGAUAACUCUUGUUUUGACGUCGCUAAUGAUCGUCGGCUCUCAAAUGGAAAGUCCUUUAAUGUUACUGCCAAUUAUAAUCCUUAAAGGAGUUUUGAUCCUUGUUACAUUUGUCGCUACUUGGUACUUAUCAAUUUACGCUUUUGUAUUUUCAAUUGGAAGUUUUUCGUUUAUAAUUUUCGCCGGCAAUAUUUGUGGUGGAAUCAUGCUGUAUGUUUGGUUAGUAAUCUGCAGCCGCAGGGUAGAAAUAAAAAAUGGAAGUAUUUCAUCUAAUUGCGCUUGA